Messenger RNA from Adineta steineri, 1557 nucleotides. The record is from the annotation of a GenBank genome assembly. Lineage: Eukaryota; Metazoa; Rotifera; Eurotatoria; Adinetida; Adinetidae.
AUGAAUCGAUCAAAUGUUCAUCUUCUGGAUUUACCUGAUGAAAUAUUACUUUUUAUUUUGAAGAAGUUGAACAAUAUUGAUGUAAUUUAUUCUUUAUUUGAUAUUAAUAAUGGACGACUUAACAUUCUUGCACAAGAAAUCACUUCCAUCGACAUUCUGAAAUUUGUCUCUAUUGAUAAUAUUUCUAUAAUCGAUCGAUUCUGCAAUGAUAUAUUACCAAGAAUUCAUCAUAAUGUGAAAGGUUUUAUUUUUGAUCCAAUUUUUAUGGAACGUAUUCUUCUUGCUACUGACUAUCCAAAUUUAACUAAACUUACAAUUCAUUAUUUCCAGAAAGAAAUCGUUUCAAAUUAUUUUACAGAUCAAUCAUCACUUCGAUCUAUUUUUCAAGAACAGAUUACAAAUCUUAUUCUCAUCAAUGAUGACGAAAACGACAUGGAAUGUUUACCGGACAUAUAUAAUGAAAAUAUAUAUAUUCACAUCUUGACUUUUUUUAAAAAUUUAAAAAAAUUAAUUGUCAUGGAACCAUCUGUUGUGUCAUAUCCACAUUUAUCACUUUGUUGUUUGCCGUCAACUAGUUUUUCAUCUCCGAUUCUUACUCAUUUAUAUAUCAAUGUCCGAGAUUUUGAUGAUUGUCUUUUUUUACUUGAUGGUCGACUUAGUAAAUUGACAAUUUUCUGUGUUGUUGUAUAUCAUAUGGACACAUUGGAAAAAAUUGUUCACAAUAUGGAUAAAUUAUUGAAUCUAAAAUGUUUCUCAUUAAAAUCGUCCUAUCCAUUUCAAGAAUAUGAUAAAAUUGUAUUACUUCUUCGUCGAAUGUCGAAUCUGGAAAAAUUAACUCUAAAUAUUUCUGUAUACAAUAGAAAUAGAACCAUUGAUGUCAUUGAUGGUACUCAUGUUCAACAUAAUAUUUUGGAUUAUAUGCCACGACUUCGUUCAUUCAUUUUCUAUAUUUGUACUUAUGUUGAACCGGCUGCUUUAUCCUACAAGUUAUCUAGUGAAGAUAUUCAACAAACAUUAACAAAUAUUGGACUACACAAUGCCAGUAGUAUGAUCAAUUAUUGUGCUGGUGUUCUCAAUCUUGCUCAUGGUGUUAGAGCCGCAUGCUCAAUUUUCUCACUUCCUUUUGAAUUUGAUUAUCUCCAAAGUAUUGGUAAUAACUUACCAAAUAUUGUAUUCAGUUAUGUUACCUAUUUACAUAUACGAGAUAUUAUACCAUUUGAACAUGAAUUCUUCAUGCGAGUUACCCGAUCGUUUCCAUUACUGAAGCAUUUAUGUAUUUGGAAUGAUGAAUCACAAAAAUUGGCUGGUCUUAUGACAUUUCCAUCUGACAAUUGUCAAUUACACUCAAUUAUUGAAUAUCCUCAUCUGACUAUACUUGAUAUCAAAUUUUCACAUGCAGAUUAUAUUGAACAAUUUCUAAAUGAGACAAAAACAUUCGUACCUUGUCUUACGGAAUUUGAAGUCUUUUUCGAUGAUUUAAAAGCUGCAACAAAAGAUUUCACAAGAGAAGAAACACGACGCAAUUGUUCCAAGCCUAAUAAUACUUCUCAAAUAUAA